AUGACACAGGCCGCGAAAGAUGCCGGCAAAUUCCUGAAGAGCACACUUCGCCUACCGUCGUCGACGUUCCCUCCGCGGCCGAAGCCCGCAGACAUUGCCCGCUACCUCCCAAGAUGCACAGAUGACCUGUAUGCCUGGCAGCGCCGGGAACGGCCUACAGCGAACACGUUCGUCCUGCACGAUGGACCGCCGUAUGCGAACGGGGAGCUGCACGUCGGCCACGCACUGAACAAGAUCAUCAAGGACAUGAUCUGCCGCUCCAGGCUUGCGGAGGGGAGACGGGUCGACUAUGUGCCCGGCUGGGACUGCCACGGGCUGCCGAUCGAGCUGAAGGCGUUGGAACAGCACGGCUGGGAACGUGGGCAAGGCGUCGACCCGGUCGCGAUCCGGAAAGCCGCGAGGAAAUUCGCCUACAAGACGGUGGAGAAGCAGAUGGCGGGCUUCCGGUCAUGGGGCGUCAUGGGCGACUGGAAGAACCACUGGAAGACGAUGGACAAGAGCUUUGAGAUGCGCCAGUUGGCCGUGUUCCAGGCAAUGGCGCAGCACGGGUUGAUCUACCGCAAGCACAAGCCGGUGUAUUGGUCGCCCUCGUCCGGGACUGCUUUGGCGGAGGCAGAGCUCGAAUACCAGGACGACCACGUCUCGACGGCGGCGCUGGUCAAGUUCCCCUUGGACGCUUCGAGUUUCCUCUCGGCCGAUGAGCCGGUCAGUGCUCUCAUCUGGACUACUACGCCGUGGACGCUGCCUGCGAACCAAGCCAUAGCAGUUCACUCCUCACUACAGUACAGUCUCGUGAGGUCAGACACGUUCGGACUGCUCAUCGUCGCGGCUGCUAGAGUACCCUACCUGGCGGAAACCAUUGGAGAGCAGGUAAAGGUCGUUGUGGAGUCUCUACCGAUCGACAAGCUUCUGCGAAGCACUUAUUCGGGUCUGAGCGAGUUUGGGGAAGGCGCUGCAAACAGACCGAUCGUCCACGCGGACUUUGUGUCUGCCCAGAGCGGUACGGGUCUUGUCCACUGUGCUCCUGGUCAUGGUAUGGAAGACUACGAAGCUCUGCAGCCUUUGAUCCAAGCCUCCAAGGUGUCCGUGAGAGCGCCGCUGGAUAAUCUAGGUCGUUUCGAUGACACGGCCUCUCCCUGCAACCCCGGCCUGCUGGCUGGGAAAUAUGUGUUCAAAGAAGGAAACCGGGCGGUUCUGGAGCUGUUGCAGGAAAACGGGCUUCUCGUCCACCAGCAUGAGUACAAGCACAAAUACCCCAUUGAUUGGAGAACCAAGGAGCCUGUCAUCAUCCGCGCCACAGCGCAGUGGUUCGCCGAUAUCUCCAAGAUCAAGAAUGACACCAUGCACGCCCUGGACGCGGUUCACUUCCUGCCGGAAACAGGAAAAAGCCGCCUAAGGAGCUUCGUGGAGAACAGAAGUGAGUGGUGCAUCUCACGGCAGCGAGCCUGGGGAGUUCCCAUUCCAGCGAUCUACCACAAGGUUACUGGCGAAGCUGUGCUGACGCCAGAGAGUAUUGGGCAUAUCAUCAGAGUCAUUAAUGAAAGGGGAAUCGAUGCCUGGUGGUCUGACGUACCGGACGAUCCACGAUGGGUGCAUCCUGGGUUGUCUCCCAACUCCUCCGAUUAUGUCCGUGGCAUGGACACGAUGGACGUGUGGUUCGAUAGUGGUACGAGCUGGACAUUCAUGCGUCGCGAUAAGGAAGGGUUGCUCGACCAUCGCGCUCAAUCAGCACCUCUGGCAGAUGUUUAUGUGGAGGGAACCGAUCAGCACAGAGGCUGGUUCCAGUCGAGCCUUCUUACCAAUGUAGCUUACCAGAAGUCAUCGCAACCGAGUACGGCCUCGGACUCGCCGUCUUGUCAUGCCCCGUUCCGGACCCUCGCUACGCACGGCUUCACAUUGGACGCGCACGGCAAGAAGAUGAGCAAAUCUCUGGGCAACGUGAUUGCCCCUGCGGAGAUCAUUGCCGGCAUCCAGCCGGCUUCCAAGACAGUCUCGGCUCCAGCGAAGGCGCCACAACAGACCAAGGGCAAGAGGGAGCAUCAUCCGCUAGGACCCGACGCGCUGAGAAUGUGGGUUGCAAGCAGCGAAUGGACUAAGGACGUCGUGAUCAGUGACAAGGUCGUCAGUUCUGUCCACAAUGCUCUCGACAAGUACCGUCUUACGAUGAAGAUGUUGCUGGGCAUGUUGGGAGAUUUCGAUCCACAAAGGCUCGUCCCAUAUGACAAGAUGUCUCGCCUUGACCAGAUUGCGAUGCUGCAGCUCUACAUCUCCUGUCACUCUGUGCGAAAGGCAUAUCCUGAUCUGGAAUUUCACAAAGCCGCUUCCGCCAUCUAUCGAUGGGUAGCCACCGAUUUGUCAAGUUUCUACUUCGAGGCAAUCAAGGAUAUCAUCUAUUGUGAGAAGCCCGGAAGUGACAGGCGGCUGAGUGCUCAGACAGCGCUACAUCAUAUUCUAUGUCAGUUGCAAAACAUGCUCGGACCGAUCACGCCGCUUCUGGUGGAGGAAAGCUGGGAACACAGCUCGGAGAAAUAUAAAGCUGUGCUCGACCACCCCCUGAAGCGGAUGUGGGCCUACCCGCCAGAAGAAUGGUAUGAUGAGGCACUGGAGCAGGUCAUGCCAACAGUCAUGGCUAUCAACUCAAGCGUCAAAGCCGCUCAAGAAACGGCUCGCAAGGAGAAGCUCAUGGGACAGUCGCUUGCGUCGGAUGUCAAGAUCCACCUAGAGACAGGCAUUGACCUGUCCAGCAUUCCCAAAGAGACCUUGAAAGAGAUCUUGGUGGUGUCUGAAGUAGAAAUACUUAUGGGGGAAGAUGUCGACAAUGCCGAUGAUCGGACGAGCGCCGACUUAGGCCAAGAGUGGACACGCUCGAGUGAGAUUGUGUCGUCCGAAGGGAAGAGACUUGGGAUAGUCCACGUUACCAACGCUCGUGGUGCAAAGUGUGCUCGAUGCUGGAAGUAUGUGGUCCCCCGUGAGACAUUGUCCAAGCCUGGGGCGCAGGAUAUCGAAAACCCCCACCUGUGUGGACGUUGUACAGAGGCUGUGGCGGAAUAUCAAAAGUAG
This is a messenger RNA of Capronia coronata CBS 617.96, 3060 nucleotides long. Its product is annotated as isoleucyl-tRNA synthetase. NCBI's taxonomy places the organism in Eukaryota, Fungi, Ascomycota, Eurotiomycetes, Chaetothyriales, Herpotrichiellaceae. The transcript has a single exon. The coding region runs from base 1 to 3060 and encodes 1019 amino acids. Gene Ontology annotation, biological process: isoleucyl-tRNA aminoacylation. The record is from RefSeq and is a predicted model, not a curated record. Gene Ontology annotation, cellular component: cytosol. Gene Ontology annotation, molecular function: tRNA binding; isoleucine-tRNA ligase activity; ATP binding.